ACCCUAGACGACCUCUAGCUCACACUUCAUCGUCUCUAAUGGCUCUCAUCAGAAUCCAUUCCUCUCUCGCUACAUUAUCUUCUCACUUUCACUACCCCCAUCAUCGCCUGUUUCUCUCUCAUCGAUCCUGUUUGCGUUCUUCCCCCGCUGUCAGCCCUCGCCAAUUGCUUUCGAUAGUCUCCAGCGGUUCCCAAUCUGGUAUUGAAGCAAGCUCGAAGGUCAUGCUCAAAGACAUGGAUUUCCCUGAGCUCGAAAAAUGGGUUCAGUCGCACGGCUUUAGGCCAGGACAGGCAAUGAUGCUGUGGAAGUGCCUUUAUGGAAACAAUGUCUGGGCACAUUCUCAUGAUGAAUUGGAAGGUUUAAAUAAAGAUUUCAAAAAAAUGUUAAGUGAAAAUGCUUCUUUCAAGGCAUUGUCAGUGAAAGAUAUUUUCACAGCAUCUGAUGGAACUCGAAAGAUUUUGUUCAAUUUGGAUGAUGGCAUGGUGAUAGAGACAAUUGUGAUUCCUUGUAGUACAGGAAGAACAACUGUGUGUGUUUCAAGUCAAGUGGGUUGUGCAAUGAAUUGUCAGUUCUGUUACACGGGCAGGAUGGGAUUGAGGAAGCAUUUAAGAACAUCUGAGAUUGUUGAACAGGCUGUAUUUGCUCGGCGUUUGUUCUCUAGCGAAUUUGGGUCUAUUACAAAUGUUGUAUUUAUGGGGAUGGGUGAGCCGCUUCAUAACAUAGAAAAUGUCUUAAAAGCUUCUGCCAUAAUGGUUGAUGACCAAGGUCUUCAUUUUAGCCCUCGCAAAGUGACUGUUUCCACCAGUGGUCUUGUUCCUCAGAUAAAACAUUUCCUCAGCAAAUCUAACUGUGCACUAGCAGUCAGUCUUAAUGCGACAACCGAUGAGGUAAGAAAUUGGAUUAUGCCUAUCAACCGGAAAUACAAUCUAAGCCUGCUUCUGGGGACAUUAAAGGAGGAGAUCCGCUCCAAACAUAGAUAUAAAGUUCUAUUUGAAUAUGUUAUGCUUGCAGGAGUAAAUGAUAGUAUUGAGGAUGCAAAGAGACUCAUAGAGCUCAUCCGUGGGAUCCCUUGCAAGAUUAACCUGAUCUCCUUCAACCCUCAUAGUGGAUCUCGGUUCAGGCCUACUACUGAUGAGAAGAUGGUUGAGUUCCGUAAUUUUCUGGCUUCAGCCGGGUGUGUCGUCUUCAUGAGGCCUAGUAGAGGGGAUGACCGGAUGGCUGCCUGUGGCCAGCUGGGGGAGCCUGGAGUUAUCCAACCACCGAUGCUUCGUCCUCCACCAAGGUUUCAAAUGGCUCUAUGAUUUGCAUGAUUCAAAAGGGGCUCUCUUUGUGCAAAGUUGCAGGGUUUGGCAUGAAAUGUUUCACAGUUAUUUUGAAGUUUACAUUUUGUUUAUACAAUUUGUAGUUGUAAUGCUUUUAUAAAUUGUGGAUUGAGAUUGGUAUUAAGGAUUCAAGAGGUGACAUGAAUCUAACGAAUGACGCCUCUACUUCAAGAUAUUUUUUGUUUCUAUUUUUAAAAUGUUGUCAAACCCAAAAGAGGGUAUCCGAAUUCUUCUCUAAAAAGCUGUUAAAGAGGAAUUACAAAGUUCUCAUAUAUUAUCUAUGAAAA
Asparagus officinalis (garden asparagus) is the source of this 1609-nucleotide messenger RNA. RefSeq names its product dual-specificity RNA methyltransferase RlmN-like. Gene Ontology annotation, biological process: tRNA methylation; rRNA base methylation. The record is from RefSeq and is a predicted model, not a curated record. Lineage: Eukaryota; Viridiplantae; Streptophyta; Magnoliopsida; Asparagales; Asparagaceae. Gene Ontology annotation, molecular function: RNA methyltransferase activity; iron-sulfur cluster binding.